Messenger RNA from Suillus subalutaceus, 2479 nucleotides. RefSeq lists its product as uncharacterized. The record is from RefSeq and is a predicted model, not a curated record. The coding region runs from base 132 to 2384 and encodes 750 amino acids. NCBI's taxonomy places the organism in Eukaryota, Fungi, Basidiomycota, Agaricomycetes, Boletales, Suillaceae. The transcript has 5 exons.
AUUUGCAAUGACAGGCAAAGACUCGACUCUUGAGUCAGUCAUCGACUCAUCCCACCGCUUGCUGUGCUGAAUGGUGACGAGAGCUCUCAGGUAGUGGAGUCAUUGUGACUGACCAAUUAUUUAGACUCAGAAUGUCACAGUCGGUCUGGCGGAGAUGCCCUUGUCGUGCUCGUCUCGCCACUUGCACCACAAUCCAAUUAAUCAGACCUAGCUCAUUUCUUGCUGCAAUUACUGCGAAGAUGUCGACAGCUACUAUGACUGCCCCUCUCGCCGCUGCUUCCUCCCAGAACCUCACCAAUCCCAACUUCCUUGACGUUCUUCUUCCUGUUUCUGAGGAUGCUAGCCCGAUGAUAAUCACCGAAAAUUCUCCAGCACAUUCCAAUGCUAUGAUGGAUGCGCUCCGUUCGACUGCUCACCACAAGCUCACUGAAAAUUAUUCGCCCGCCUUUAAUGCAUUCAAUGGCAUACGUCCCGGUGUGUCUGGGUCCUCCAUUGAUGAUUAUCUUUGCAAGGCUUGGGCUGAAGACCCAGCUCUCACCCUCCGAAUCAUCUGGUCUCUCAGGAGCAUUCAUGAUGGGAAAAGCGACAAGGAGCUCUUUUACAUGGCGUUUGGCUGGCUCUUCGAAAACCACCCUCGCACUGCUGUUUCCAAUCUCCAUCUUCUUGUGGAGCCUGUCUGUAGUCGCCUCCGUCCUGUCAAAGGCAAAGACACCAAGAAGCGCGUGAACAUGCCUCACGGCUACUGGAAGGACCUGCUCAACAUCCUCGCCUUGGCCACUGUUGACGAGCUUUAUCCUGCUCCUGCAUGCUUCACUUUCCUUCACAAUUAUACACCUCGCAACUCUCGCCCUGAAUUCAAGUCUAAUGCUGAACAGGAAGCGUGGUCGAGGGCAAAGCGUGUUCAGGCCCAUGGUGUGAACCACGCCUUAAUUGUGGAGAAGCUACAGCAGCCAAAGUAUCGUGCUCUGUAUGUCGCGGUUUCCAGGCUAUUUGCAGAUCAGCUUGUCAAAGAUGUCUCGAUUCUUGAUAGGCUAGCCUCCCUUCCGGCGGAUGCAACACAGAAGGACCGUGUGUCUCUCAUAUUUUCGCUCUCCCUAGCGACAAAAUGGGCACCCUCUCCUGGGGGGUCGCACGAUAGGGUUACGAAUAUCACCUCUGCUAUCUGCAUCCUCCUGCACCACGCUCAAAUCACAUCUUCCCUCGCGUACAAAAUCCCUGUCACGCUCUCCCCCAGUGCCCUGGAGUUGCAUGUCUUGCGUUCCUUCCUCCGCCGUCACAUUCUUUCACCUUCCCGUCGUCUCAAGUCCCUCCCCGAGCCCCUCAUGUCCGCUAAUCGCUGGUCCGAAAUCGUCUACUCCCGUGUUCCAUCUGUCUGCAUGGACAACAAUAAGAAACAUUUCUUCAAUCACGAUCCUGACCGCUUUGUUUCUUAUCUGACAGAUGUGGAAUCGGGAAAGCAGCAGAUCAGUGGUGCAACGCUCCUCCCACACGAACUUGUCAUGCAGGCCGCGGCGUGUGUGCGCUCUCUGCCAGUGAAAGGGAAAGUGUCCCUGCAAAAUGCCAUCGAGGAGCACAAGCGUAAGCUUGCGGAGACACAAGCGCGUGUGGCGGAGGUACAGUGGGCGACGCUCCUCCAGCGUCUGCGCGAGGCUGGGGAGCUAGACAACUGCAUUGCCGUCUGUGACGUCUCGGGGUCAAUGGGCAGUGUCGAUUAUCACUACGCCGGAACACGCCAGUCCUCCGUAUUCCCCAUCUGGCCUGCUAUUUCCCUCAGCCUCAUCUUGGCGCGUCUUGCGAAGCCGCCUUUCAAGGACGCGUUCAUCACUUUUUCCGCGAAUCCACAGAUGGUCGUGCUUGAUCCUGAAGGCACCGUUUCACUCGGCGAAACGGUGAUGAAGAUGGCGCGUUCCGAGUGGACCAUGAACACUAACUUCAACGCCGUCUUCCUCGACCUCCUUCUCCCGCUCGCCAAGAAGCACGCCGUGCCUCAGGACCAGAUGAUCCAGCGGAUCUUCGUGUUCACAGAUAUGCAGUUCGAUGCGUCUCAGACCACUUACCAGACUGUACCGAAUGUGGCGGAGUGGGACACGAAUCAUGAUGUCAUCGAGAAGGCGUACAAGGAGGCAGGAUACGAGAUGCCGGAGAUCGUGUACUGGAACCUGUCCUUUGCGGAUGCUUACCCAGGUAUCACCGCUCCUGUGACCGGGGACCGGAAGGGUGUUGCGCUGCUGAGCGGGUACUCGCCGUCGCUGUUGAAGGUGUUCAUGGGUGGGGAUGAAGAAGAGGAGUGGGAAGAAGUGGUUCAGCAUGGGGCGGAAGUGGCUCAGUUUAUGGAGAUGGCCUUGGGGAGGAAGAGUUUCGAUGGACUUGUUGUCGUUGAUUGAGGUAUUGGUUUCGUUAGCAUGUAUCACUAGCAUCUUUCACCACUCAUCUAAAUUAUUUGUAUUAUUAUAUUCAAUGCACGCAUUUCUCAUCCAAA